Messenger RNA from Alternaria arborescens, 2148 nucleotides. RefSeq lists its product as hypothetical. The transcript has 3 exons. NCBI's taxonomy places the organism in Eukaryota, Fungi, Ascomycota, Dothideomycetes, Pleosporales, Pleosporaceae. The record is from RefSeq and is a predicted model, not a curated record. Bases 1 to 2148 code for a protein of 715 amino acids.
AUGGCGCCAGUCGAUCGCCGCGAACAUCGACAACAACGCGUGCGCGGUGCUGGACCCUCAUCUGUCCAGGCUUCUUUUGGCUUCAACUUCGGCGCUCUUGGCUCCCAACCAGCCAAACAACCCGCUCCUGCGCCUCAACCAUCACCGCGUCGAACACCAGCCCGAAGUACCCCUCGCGCUGCAAAUGGCUCCGCACAGCGGCAGGGAAGCGCGUCGCUCCAGCGCAAUAGUGCUUCCAAACGGACAAGCACGCCGAAAGAUAACACUGUAACCCCGCAAUUAGGCAAGAGGAAGCGGGGUUCUCCAAACGCGCAACCGGGCGCAGACGAUGGGGCGGAAGAUGAGCUGAGUCCUGAUCGGGAGCAGGCCGUGCGCUCCACAGAGAAGAGCAGGAGAGUCGUCGGCACAGUUCCACCUAUACGUGAGGAGCAAGACAAUGUACCAGACGAGUUAUCUAUAUUGGACGAGGGCACCAGUACUGUACGCGAGACAGUCUUCGCCAGAUCUACAGUAGUCAAGCGGACUCCUCCACAAGUCUCGUCGCAAAUACGCGCGUCCUCUGGAAGCUCCCGCAAAAAGACUCCCGGUACCGACAGAGUCGAGGAAGCGUCGGUCGCAUCACGGCCAUCAACAUCAAGACGAUCCAAAUCUACGGAUCCUGGCCCAGCCACACCCAGUGUGCUUCCGAACGGCCAACCGAGAACAUCGUCAGCUUUACAGUCCGGAACUGUUCUUGAAACACCGACCGCAGCUCCAGCGCAUGAAGAUGGUGAGGAUGAGUUAUCGCCACAACUCAAUGGAUCCACACCACGAGUGGUUGGUAGCGAACCGCGGCCACAGCCAAUGACACAAGCAGAGACAGAAAUGCACGUAGACGAGCUCUCUCCACCCAGUCAACCGACUCCAAUCCAAGUAUCACCAAUAGCAAAUGGCAUAUCAACGCUACAAAUUAAUGAGCAUGAACCUGUGGAGCAAACCACUACACCGCUGCUGGCCAAACGCGGAAGACCGCGACGUGUUUCGGAGAAUGAAACUGCCGAGCAGGAAACCCUUCCGGAACCCGCUACGGCGAAGCCCGCCAAACGAGGAAGGUCGCCACGAGUAGUAGACGAUAUCCAGAAAGAAGAGACACCUCAAGCAAAACCUACUAAGCGUGGCAGACCAAGGAAAGAAGUUGCAGUCCAGCAAAGCGAACUUCAAGCAACGCCACGCGUGCACAAGUCAGAUCAAACAAAUGGCGUGGAUCCUGCAGCGAAAGAAGCAGAGGUUGUCGACGAACUCUCCCCUUAUCAUGAAUGGACGCCUAUUCACCCUCCGAAAUCGACCACACGGAAAAAGGAUGUUGUAGAAAUCUCUAGUGCGGACGAAGACUCCGACGCAUCAGAAGAACCGGAAGUCGAAGAACCAGCGGAACCUUCUCCACGACCUAACACAAGCAAACCAUCUCCCGAACAGAUGCAGCGCGUCAAAUCUACGACGGAGAAGCCCCCUCGCAAACGCCAGAAGUUUGAGGGGCCGAAGCAUGCCAUUUCUAUCAUGCGUAUCAAAGGCUCUACUGUUCGAGGCAUCACGGUCGCAGACACUACGCGUACUAUUCUAGAAGGAACAAUCGACCAACGUCUCAGCCGUAUGGCCGAGAAGUUGCAAGCCUCACAAGACUCCGCUCGGCGCAAGGAACUACGAACAGAGAUCAACCUCUCACUGUCCUUCAAGGAGAGUCUUAACGAGAAGCUGCUAGACUUGCAGGAUGCUAACGAUCUCCUGAGCGCCAACUUCAAGAAAACCAAGUUGCUCAAACGCGACAAUGCCGAGCUACGCAAGGAAAUUCUCAGUCUCCAAGACAGCAGGCAAGAGAUUGCCAUCGAACACGACAAUAUCCAAGCACGUUACGACGCAGAGAAAGCCGAAGCCGAGGCCAGAAAUACCCUGAGUGACAACAUGUUUGAGAUCGAAGCUGCAAUAAAGAAUGGGCGUGAUAAGGCACGUAAGGAAGGUAGAGAAAACGAAGGUCCCCAAAUUCCACUUGGCAUGUUACUGGAAACAGUAGGAGAUGAUGUUGCCUCGCGUGGUGGCGGUCUUCUUGCCAAUAUUAAGGGACUCAAUGGGCUCUUGGAGCGAGCUGCAGGCUGGCUCGAAGGAAGAGCCUGA